CAAACGAAAUUUCAAUCUCUGUAACUUUUCCUCUUUUCUCGUUCCCCUCUGCUUCGCCUAGCUAGGGUUGAUUCCCUCUCUCUCUCUAUAUAUCCGCCGAUUCUAUUCUAACACUCUCUCCUCUCCUCUCCUCUCACAUUCGUUCACCAAGAAGAGCAGUAGCCAUCAUGUCUCUGAGACCCAACGCGAGGACUGAGGUUCGCCGUAACCGCUACAAAGUGGCGGUGGACGCCGAGGAAGGACGAAGGAGGAGAGAAGACAACAUGGUCGAGAUCCGUAAAACGAAGCGCGAAGAGAGCUUGCUCAAGAAGCGUCGCGAAGGUCUUCAAUCCACACAGCAGCCUCAAUUCGCUCCUUCAUCCGUUGCUUCCGCUACAUCCGUCGAGAAGAAGUUGGAGAGCUUGCCGUCUAUGGUUGGUGGAGUGUGGUCAGAGGAUAGGAACUUACAGCUUGAAGCAACUACUCAGUUCAGGAAACUGCUUUCCAUAGAGCGAAGUCCUCCUAUCGAAGAGGUGAUAGCUGCUGGUGUUGUGCCAAGGUUUGUGGAGUUUCUCAACAGGGACGAUUAUCCACAGCUUCAGUUUGAGGCUGCUUGGGCAUUGACGAACAUUGCUUCUGGGACUUCAGAACAUACGAAGGUUGUCAUUGAACACGGUGCUGUUCCCAUUUUUGUGCAACUCUUGGCUUCUCAGAGUGAUGAUGUCCGUGAGCAGGCUGUCUGGGCGUUAGGGAAUGUUGCGGGUGAUUCUCCACGGUGCAGAGAUCUUGUCCUUGGUCAGGGAGCUUUGUUACCAUUGCUCUCUCAGUUGAAUGAGCGUGCUAAACUCUCCAUGCUCAGAAAUGCUACUUGGACCCUCUCUAAUUUCUGCAGGGGCAAGCCACAGCCUCCGUUUGAGCAGGUUAGUCCAGCUCUUCCAGCCCUUGAGCGCCUGAUUCAUUCGACUGAUGAGGAAGUGUUAACGGAUGCCUGUUGGGCCCUCUCUUAUCUUUCUGACGGCAUCAAUGAAAAAAUCCAAUCUGUUAUUCAGGCAGGUGUUGUUCCCCGACUUGUCGAGCUUCUCGAGCAUCCAUCACCGUCUGUGCUUAUUCCUGCUCUUCGAACUAUCGGUAACAUCGUCACUGGAGAUGAUGCACAGACACAGUGUGUAAUUAGUCAUGGUGCACUCCUUAGCUUGUUGAGCCUUCUGACUCAUAACCAUAAGAAGAGCAUUAAAAAGGAAGCUUGCUGGACAAUAUCGAACAUCACUGCUGGAAACAAGGACCAGAUUCAGGCGGUAUGUGAAGCUGGUUUGAUAUUCCCUCUCGUCAACCUGCUUCAAAAUGCAGAGUUCGAUAUAAAGAAAGAAGCUGCAUGGGCAGUAUCCAAUGCGACUUCGGGAGGUUCUCCCGACCAAAUCAAGUACAUGGUGGAUCAGGGAGUCGUGAAGCCACUGAGUGAUCUUUUGAUAUGCCCCGAUCCGAGGAUUAUCACCGUGUGUCUAGAAGGAUUGGAGAACAUUCUGAAGGUCGGAGAAGCUGAGAAGUUGACGGGAAAUACCGGGGAUGUAAACUUUUAUGCCCAGUUGAUCGAUGAUGCAGAGGGAUUAGAAAAGAUUGAGAAUCUGCAGAGUCAUGACAACAGCGAAAUCUAUGAGAAGGCAGUGAAGAUUCUUGAAACAUACUGGUUGGAAGAGGAAGACGAGACUCUACCACCAGGUGAUGUCUCUGCUCAGGGAUUCCAGUUUGGUGGUAAUGAUGCAGCCGCACCGCCAGGUGGAUUCAACUUCCAGUGAAGGAGCUGAUUGAAUUGAAGAGUGAAAGGAGGUUUAAGAGUCUGUGGUGGGGGCACUGGUUAAAUUGGUCUGAGUUUGAGUCUUCUCUUCUGUGUUAAAGUCGGGUGGGGUGAGGUUUGGGUAGGAGUCAUCAGAGGGAAUAUUUUUAUGAGAACCAAAAUGGGUUUAAUAGUAUGUGUGUGAUGAGAAGCCUGCAGGAGCUUUGUAACAUUUGUGUACUACACAAGACUGCGAGGUCAAAAACAUUUUUUUUUUAAAUUGGUCAAACUUUAUUUUGUCGUAACGGUGACAAAUUGGGUGUCUUUAUUGUUAAUAUUUUUUUUUUGACAUAUAUAAAUGUUUCCAA
This is a messenger RNA of Brassica oleracea var. oleracea, 2118 nucleotides long. Its product is annotated as importin subunit alpha-2. The transcript is spliced from 11 exons. Bases 168 to 1772 code for a protein of 534 amino acids. The record is from RefSeq and is a predicted model, not a curated record. Gene Ontology annotation, biological process: NLS-bearing protein import into nucleus. Gene Ontology annotation, cellular component: cytoplasm; nucleus. NCBI's taxonomy places the organism in Eukaryota, Viridiplantae, Streptophyta, Magnoliopsida, Brassicales, Brassicaceae. Gene Ontology annotation, molecular function: nuclear import signal receptor activity; protein binding.